AUGUAUAGAAGAAUUCAUGCAGCAGUAGCACAGAGCCCACCUAUUGACAACUUUGAUGUAUUUAAGGAAGGAAAAGCUCAAAAUUUCUUUGAAUCCCAAGAGGCUGUUAUUGCCUUGUGCACUUACUUUCAGGAACUUUUUAAAAACAUCAAGGAUCUAGAUGAAAAGCAACUUCAGGAGGAACUUUUUAAGCUAUUGCAGGUGUCGUUGUGGGGCAAUAAGUGUGACCUUUCUUUUUCAGCUGGUGAAGACAGCUCUCAGAAAUCUAGUCCUUUACAAUCCCUGGAAAACCUGAUACCUUACAUCAUAGUGAAUGAUAUGGAAAAACUGUGGUCGCUACUUGUAAAUGCCAAAAAAAGCAAUACAGAAAUAAGGCAUGUUAGAGUUGACAUAAUUCUGGAUAAUGCCGGAUUUGAACUUGUAAGUGAUCUUGUGUUGGCUGACUUCCUGUUAUUGUCAAAACUAGCUGAUGAAGUCCAUUUUCAUGGAAAAAGUAUUCCAUGGUACGUGUCUGAUACCACAAAGCAUGAUUUUAACUGGACUAUUAAACAGCUGCAGGCAGCCAAUCAUAUGUGGAUGUCUAGAUGUGGGAUAAACUGGGAGGGCAAUUUGAAAAAGGGAGCUUGGGUUUACUGUGAUCACAUGUUUUGGACUUUGCCAUAUGACUUUUCCAGUAUGGCUGAAGUUGCUCCUGACUUGUAUGCUGAUCUACAGAAGUCAAACUUGCUUCUUUUCAAAGGUGAUCUAAACUAUAGAAAAUUAACAGGAGAUAAAAAAUGGGAAUAUACUGUUCCAUUUUCUCAAGCCUUGAGCAAGUUUCAUCCUGCGCCUCUUUGUAGUUUGAGAACACUGAAAUCUGACACUCAGGUUGGCUUAAAACCUGGACAAAGUGAACAAAUUCAGGCUUCUGAUCCUGAAUGGAUGGUAAACGGGAAAUACGGGGUAGUUCAGUUUGAUGCUGCUGUCUAGUUAAAUGGUUCCUAAAUUCUGAAAGAUAAAUUCAGUCUGAGUUUUAACUACUUUCUCUGUUCCAUGCUUGGCUUCAGCAAAGUUUCUGUAUUUUGUUUGCACUUUUUCCUCCCAAGUGAUUUGUUAGUUUUCUUCCACAAAAACUUAAAUGAUGUGCAAAAGUUUACAAACUGUCUUUGUGUACAUAAA
Pterocles gutturalis (yellow-throated sandgrouse) is the source of this 1158-nucleotide messenger RNA. It is a transcript of the gene DCPH1, whose product is annotated as chromosome unknown open reading frame, human C6orf211. Gene Ontology annotation, biological process: DNA damage response. The coding region runs from base 1 to 969 and encodes 322 amino acids. Gene Ontology annotation, molecular function: phosphatase activity. The record is from RefSeq and is a predicted model, not a curated record. Lineage: Eukaryota; Metazoa; Chordata; Aves; Pterocliformes; Pteroclidae. Gene Ontology annotation, cellular component: cytoplasm; nucleus. The transcript is spliced from 3 exons.